Messenger RNA from Alosa sapidissima (American shad), 1594 nucleotides. It is a transcript of the gene irf1b, whose product is annotated as interferon regulatory factor 1b. Gene Ontology annotation, biological process: regulation of transcription by RNA polymerase II; immune system process. Gene Ontology annotation, cellular component: nucleus. The coding region runs from base 166 to 1074 and encodes 302 amino acids. NCBI's taxonomy places the organism in Eukaryota, Metazoa, Chordata, Actinopteri, Clupeiformes, Clupeidae. The transcript is spliced from 10 exons. Gene Ontology annotation, molecular function: RNA polymerase II cis-regulatory region sequence-specific DNA binding; DNA-binding transcription factor activity, RNA polymerase II-specific. The record is from RefSeq and is a predicted model, not a curated record.
GUUUUGAUAGCGUAUAGGAAAGCCCCGCUGCAGAGUAUAAAUUUGGACUUCAGAGUCGUGAGACGUAGUGAGACGAGAGACUGUGGACGUGCAAGUAGUGUCUUGGAGUGGAUUAUAUUUUUCCCUUACCAAUUGGAAAUAUCAUUGCUCGCUAACGGACAAGUUAUGCCUGUAUCCAGAAUGCGCAUGCGACCCUGGCUGGAGUGCAAGAUCGAAUCCAGGUCUAUCGAUGGUUUGGAGUGGGUGGAUAAGGACAAGAUGAUCUUUUCCAUUCCCUGGAAGCAUGCAGCUCGCCAUGGCUGGUGUCAGGACAAGGAUGCCAGUCUUUUCAAGGAGUGGGCCAUCCACACCGGUAAAUACAAACCGGGUGUGACUCAAGCAGACCCUAAAACAUGGAAGGCGAAUUUCCGCUGUGCCAUGAACUCCCUGCCUGACAUCGAGGAGGUGAAAGAUAAAAGCAUCAACAAGGGAUGUGGAGCUGUGCGAGUCUACCGAAUGCUGCCGGAAGUGCACAAAAAGAAAGACAAGAGGUCAAGAUCAAGGGACGGAAAGAGAAAGAUUAAGGUCAAGGGGGAGUUCAGGGAUAUGUGUGAUGAAGAACCUCCCAGGGCUUCUUUCAGUAUAAGGAUAAUUCAGGAUAAUUCUCUGACCCAGGAUAGCAUAGUGGACAGCACUAUGCAGGAUAUAGAUAUUCCUACAAAACCAUACAUAGAUGGACUCGAAGUACCUGACACAACAGACUGGGUUUCAGCCUUCCAGGUUUCUCCAGAUCACUCAAUAGGUUAUGAUGAUGAUCUCAAUCUCAUUGGGAUCUCACAACAACUGGAGCGUGACCAACCUCAGUGGUAUGCUAACGAUAUUGAUGGGAGGGGUUUCCUGAGCAAUGAACUAGGCACAAGCACACAGACAGAAUCAUAUCACAGUCCUCAGAGCCAGUGGAGUGAUUCAUCAGAGGAAAUUGAACUCCAGCUCGUCACAGAACUAGUGUCUCAACAUGCAAUGGAAGAACAGCCCAUUUAUGGGGAAAUGUGGACAUACAACGUAGGGAACACAAUGCCACAGCUGGUCUGCUAGCUUUGGCUUCCGACUCCGCACUAAACUACUGUAUAUAGUACUCCCAUGAGUCCUCACAUGCCCGUGUGUACCUGCCUACCUCAGGUAUGGCUACACUACAGAGACUCUAGCAAAUGGACUUACACAAACGAACCAGUGAUGAAGCAGUUCUGUGGUUCACAGACUACACACACACACAACACACACACACAACUGAUCAUGUAAGGGGGAUGUGUGUGGAUGUUUUCUCAUCGAUCAAGGAAGUUGUCAUAUUCAUCUGUAUAUACAUUUUGUUACUCUAUACUUACUAUAAGUUUGGUGUUAACAGAUCUGACAAAUUAAGUAACUGAAUUGGAACGAUAUGUCAAAUUUAAUUCCAAAAUUUUCUACUGUGAACUUUGUCCGUUACUAUUACCUAUGACCUUCUUUCAGGUAACAACAAUAUUUGUACCAUUUAUAAAGUUUCUGGGUGUGAGAUAUGUGAAUUGUAAAUAUGUUAAUGUUCUAUUUUUACAAAAUAAAGUAUAAAAUCUCUGUAAAA